Helicoverpa zea (corn earworm) is the source of this 1543-nucleotide messenger RNA. RefSeq names its product polyisoprenoid diphosphate/phosphate phosphohydrolase PLPP6. Lineage: Eukaryota; Metazoa; Arthropoda; Insecta; Lepidoptera; Noctuidae. Gene Ontology annotation, molecular function: sphingosine-1-phosphate phosphatase activity. The transcript has 5 exons. The record is from RefSeq and is a predicted model, not a curated record. The coding region runs from base 452 to 1105 and encodes 217 amino acids.
UUGACAAGUCAAACAGCCAAACUGUGAUGAUUGUGGUCGGCAACAAUUUCGACAAGUAAUUCCGUUUUCUGUAUUUGUGUGGUCAAUUUAGAUUAGAUUUAGAGCAUACCAAAUCAUCUUAUAGUCAAGUAAUAACGUUAUAUGCCGACAGAUAAAAAUAAAAAAUUGCAAGACUUCCGUGCAUUUAUUCGUUGUUCUCAAGAAUUUAUCCUUCGCUAUAGUGUGACACACAAACACACACAUUGACAAGUACCUACGAAAUUUACGUGUUUACCCUGUGAAUAAUCUCAUUAUUUUUCGAUUGCCGCUACUGUUGUUUUGCACCCUUUCAUGCUACAUUUAGCGUUUAGUAUUUGCAUUUUGUACAGGUGUGUUCGUUUGUUGAAAUCGUCCUAACUAAAUAAGUAACAGCACGGACGAGUAAAACAGUAGUAAAAGCUAAUCAGUCGGCAUGGAUGAGUUAAUUGGACAUACAGCAGAGUCGAAGCGACAAGUUCCUCCAAUGUUAAAGAAAAUAUUGCAUGAAGAUGUACGGGUUACGAAGAAAGUUGUGGAACUCGGGACAAAAGUCACUUGGACAAGAUCUCUACGGAAUCAUUCUAAUCUACUAGAGGUGUCAUGCCAUGGUAUUGUCUGGCUGGCCGGCUGGCUCACAUUUAUCUGGCUGUUUAACAACAAGGACUUUUAUCAAAUUCAAGUGAACUUGCUCAUAGCUCUCAUCUUGGACAUCGUAGUUAUAGCAGUAAUCAAAGCUUUCGUACGUCGACGUCGGCCAGUGCCAAUGAACAAAUUGCUAGAAGUUGGCCCGGACAAGUUCUCCUUCCCCUCGGGGCACGCUAGUCGAGCCUGCUUGGUGACAACAUUACUUAUCCUCAACGACCUUCCUAUUUACUGUUACCCGCCAAUCUUAGCGUGGAUGAGCACUGUGUGCCUUACAAGGAUAUUAGCAGAAAGACAUUACAUCUUGGAUGUAUUAGCAGGAGUAGGUAUCGGUCUCCUUGAAGCAUUUCUAAUGUACCUAUUAUGGCUUUCUCAGGGCACAUGUGCUUCGAUCAUAGCAUCGUUAUCUGAUGAAAAAGUUGAUGGAGGAGAAUAUCAUGUUUAAUUGUCAUAUUUUUAUUACCUAACUAAUACAAUAAUUUCAAUAACCUUUGAACUAAAUACAUUAAAUAAUCUAUUUUUUACUUAACUGCCUCAAUCAUUAACUAUAAUUUUGUUAUUGAACAUUUUGCAAAUAAAAAUACUAGUAACUUAAAUGGAUUACAACCAUUGUUUUUAGUUCUUAACUUUCCUAAAAUAGUUAGGUGUUAUUGAAUCGAAAGUUAAGCAUUUAGGUAUGAUAAAGUUGUGAUAACCUAUAUAAUUUGAUUGUUUAUUAUGUAAAAAGAGGUUUAUAUCUAAUUGUUAUUUAAACCCAGUGAUGAAGUCAUUUAUUAAAGUAAGUAGUUUUCUAACAAAUUGAGAAAUCUGAUAAUUUUUGUGUGGCUAAGUGAAUAGCUUAUGAUGUAAUGUAAUCAUCAUAUUAAUAAAAUGUGUGUAAAUA